Molecule: messenger RNA, 2091 nt
Organism: Hyaena hyaena (striped hyena)
Lineage: Eukaryota; Metazoa; Chordata; Mammalia; Carnivora; Hyaenidae
Gene: CHEK2
Product: checkpoint kinase 2
Exons: 16
Coding region: 157-1803 (548 amino acids)
Biological process (GO): mitotic DNA damage checkpoint signaling; protein phosphorylation
Cellular component (GO): cytoplasm; nucleus
Molecular function (GO): protein binding; ATP binding; protein serine/threonine kinase activity
Source: RefSeq, a predicted model, not a curated record
CACAGUGCUGGCUGCGGCUUGCUGUGUGUUGUGUGGCUACAGCUUUGUUUGGGGGAAGAGAGGAACGCGUGGGCAACUUGUCUUCCUUAGCAGAUGAACUUCGAGGUGAAGUUCACUUCCCCUGUUACUUACAAGCUGAAACUGGCCUAGACGUGCAUGGUCAUAAUGUCUCGGGAGACGGAUGUGGAGGGUCAACCGUCCCAUGGCAGCGGUGCCUGUUCACAGUCCCAAGGUGGCUUCUCGCAGUCUCCAGGCAUCUCCUCCCAGACACAUGGCUCCUCCUCACACUCGCAGGGCACGUCCAGCUCUUCCACCAACACAGCACCCACGUCCAGCCAGUCCUCUCAUUCCAGCUCGGGGACGCUGAGCUCCUUAGACACGGUGUCCACCCAGGAGCUCUGUUCCAUUCCUGAGGACCAAGAACCAGAGGAGCCUGUCCCUGCCCCCUGGGCUCGAUUAUGGGCCCUUCAGGAUGGAUUCCCCAAUCUUGAGUGUGUUAAUGACAGCUACUGGUUUGGGAGAGACAGAAGCUGCGAAUACUGCUUUGAUGAGCCACUGCUGAGAAGAACGGAUAAAUACCGGACUUAUAGCAAGAAGCACUUUCGGAUUUUCAGAGAAAUGGGUCCCAAAAACUCUUACAUCGCAUACAUAGAAGAUCACAGUGGGAAUGGAACCUUUGUAAAUAGAGAGCUUGUAGGGAAAGGAAGACGCCUUCCUUUGAAUAACAAUUCUGAAAUUGCACUUUCAGUGUGGAGUAAUAAAGUUUUUGUAUUUUUUGACCUGACUGUAGAUGAUCAGUCAGUUUAUCCUAAGGAAUUAAGAGAUGAAUACAUCAUGUCAAAGACUCUUGGAAGUGGUGCCUGUGGUGAGGUGAAGCUAGCUUUUGAAAGGAAAACAUGUAAGAAAGUAGCCAUAAAAAUCAUCAGCAAGAGGAAGUUUGCUGUUGGCCCUGAGAGAGAGGCAGAUCCAGCUCUCAAUGUUGAAACAGAAAUAGAAAUUUUGAAAAAACUAAAUCAUCCUUGUAUCAUCAAGAUCAAAGACUUUUUUGAGGCUGAAGAUUAUUACAUUGUUUUGGAAUUGAUGGAAGGAGGAGAGCUGUUUGACAGGGUGGUGGGGAAUAAACGCCUGAAAGAAGCUACGUGCAAGCUCUAUUUUUAUCAGAUGCUCCUGGCUGUACAGUAUCUUCAUGAAAAUGGCAUUAUACAUCGGGACUUAAAGCCAGAGAAUGUUUUACUCUCAUCUCAAAAAGAGGACUGUCUUAUAAAGAUUACUGAUUUUGGGCAGUCUAAGAUUUUGGGGGAGACCUCUCUCAUGAGAACAUUAUGUGGUACCCCUACCUACCUGGCUCCUGAGGUUCUUAAUUCCUUUGGGACUGCCGGAUAUAACCGAGCUGUGGAUUGCUGGAGUUUAGGAGUUAUUCUUUUUAUUUGCCUUAGUGGGUAUCCACCUUUCUCGGAGCAUAAGACUCAAGUGUCCUUGAAGGAUCAGAUCACCAGUGGAAAAUUCAACUUCAUUCCUGAAGUCUGGGCAGAGGUCUCAGAGAAGGCUCUGGACCUUGUCAAGAAGUUGUUGAUAGUGGAUCCAAAGGUGCGUUUUACGACGGAAGAAGCUUUAAGACACCCGUGGCUUCAGGACGAGGACAUGAAGAGAAAAUUUCAGAAUUUGCUUUUUGAAGAAAAUAAGUCGCCAGCUCCAUCCCAAGUCCCAGCCCAGCCUUCCACCAGUCGAAAGCGGCUUCUUGAAGGGGAAGCAGAGGACGCGGACACCACAAAGCGUCUGGCUGUGUGCGCUGCUGUGUCGUGACACUGGUUGAAUGAACGCAACCCGCCUUCUUUAACUCUGCUGCCAUUUUCUUUAAGUCUGUGUUUUGUAAUUAUGGGGAUGGUACCUUUUCCACGAUCGUCAGUACACAAUUCUAAACCCUUUGGGACCUGGGCUUUGUGCUUCUGCUUGAUGAUGAGCUCUUUAGUUGCACUGCCUUUUUUGUGUAUUUGGAGUUGUGUGCUUUCUUUCUGAAACGUUUAUCCAUUUUUGAGAGAGAGUGAGCAAGUGCAUGAGCAGGGGAGAGGCAGAGAGAGAGGAAGAGAGAGA